AGUUUGUAGUUCGUGGCGUGUUGUCAGUUUCCAGUGCUGCUGUUGUCGGUUCAGCUCUGAUCCCAAAUCUUAAAGUGUCUCAGCGUGAUGUCUUUGUCAUUUGAAGGAAGAGUUGUACUUGUCACCGGCGCCGGAGGAGGCCUUGGAAGAGAAUAUGCAUUGGCUUUUGCUGCCAGAGGGGCUUCAGUAGUUGUGAAUGACCUUGGGGCAGACACAAAAGGGGGUGGAAGGAGUUCUGCAGCGGCUGAUAAGGUGGUGGAGGAGAUAAGAGCAAAGGGAGGCAAGGCUGUAGCUAACUAUGAUUCUGUAGAAGAUGCGGAAAAGCUGAUCCAGACAGCCCUGGAUGCAUUUGGAAGAAUAGAUAUUGUUGUAAACAACGCUGGAAUUCUUCGGGACAGAUCAUUUGCCAGGACCAGUGAUUUGGACUGGGACCUCAUUCAGAGAGUUCACUUGAGAGGCUCUUUCUUGGUGACUCGAGCUGCCUGGAACCACAUGAAAAAGCAAAAUUUUGGCAGAAUCAUCAUGACGGCCUCGGCUGCAGGCAUCUAUGGAAACUUCGGCCAGGCCAACUACAGCGCUGCCAAGCUGGGCAUGCUGGGGCUAGCUAACACCUUGGCAAUCGAGGGACAAAAGUACAACAUCCGCUGCAACACCAUCGCUCCCGUUGCCGGCUCACGCCUCACGGAGACCGUCAUGCCGCCAGAUCUUGUGGCAUCUCUGAAGCCCGAGUACGUUGCUCCUUUGGUGCUCUGGCUCUGUCAUGAACAAUGCCAAGAAAACGGAGGACUGUUCGAGGUUGGUGGAGGCUGGAUCGGUAAAUUGCGGUGGGAACGUUCCCGGGGCCGAAUUGUGAGACAAAAGAACAAACCCACGACUCCUGAGGCCGUCCGGGAUGACUGGAGCAGAAUCUGUGAUUUUACCAAUUCCACCACGCCGGCUAACGUACAAGAGUCUCUGGAGUCGAUUGUGACUGUGCUUUCUCGAGUGGAGUCUGAGAGCGAAGCUGGUGCAAAUCCAACAGCAGCUGCAGCCUCUGUGGCGUCUGGAGGGAUUAAUCCUUCUGAAGCCGUGGGACAGAAAAUCCCAACGACCUUGUUCAGCUACGACCACACCAAGUGCAUCAUGUACGCGCUGGGGGUCGGCAUGUCCACCAAGGACUCAGAUCAUCUCAGAUUCCUGUAUGAAGGGCAUCCCGACUUCAGCUGCCUCCCCACGUACGGGGUCAUCCUCUCGCAGGCGGCGGUCAUGGGUGGCGGCUUGAGCUCCGUCCCCGGACUAAACAUCGACUUUACAAAGGUUUUGCAUGGAGAGCAGUAUCUGGAGAUUUACAAGCCUCUCCCAACUUCAGGUACACUUAACAAUGUAGCCACGGUGGUGGACGUGCUGGAUAAAGGAUCUGGAGCCGUCAUCGUCAUAGAUGUGAAAACCUACAACGGUGACGAGCUGCUGUGCUACGGCCAGUUCACGGUGUUUGUGGUUGGAGCCGGAGGCUUCGGAGGGAAAAGACAGUCGGACAAAGCCAAAGCUCCUCUGCCUCCUCCUAAGCGUGCACCAGAUGCUGUGGUGAUCGAUUCCACCACAGCAGACCAAGCUGCCUUGUACCGUCUGAGUGGAGACUGGAACCCUCUCCACAUCGACCCCAGCUUCGCUGCCAUGGGAGGCUUCAAGGCUCCCAUCCUGCAUGGUUUGUGCACGUUUGGCUUUGCCGGCAGGCACGUCCUCAAGCAGUUCGCCAACAACGACCCGUCCAGAUUCAAGGCCAUCAAGGUUCGCUUUGCAAAGCCGGUGCUGCCGGGUCAGUCUCUGCAGACUGAGAUGUGGAAAGAGGGCAACAGAGUCUACAUGGAGUGCAAAGUGAAGGAGACGGGUGCCGUCGCGCUGGCCGGGGCCUACGUUGAUUUACAUGACACAUCAGACGCUUCCCCGGAAAAUCCCCCCCAGGGGGAAGGCCUGCAGAGCGAGCUGGUGUUUGCAGAGAUCGGCCGUCGCGUCAAAGACAUGGGCUCAGAGCUGGUGAAGAAGGUGAACGCCGUGUUCGGCUGGGAGAUCACAAAGGAUGGCAAGAAAGCUGCGCAGUGGACCAUUGAUCUGAAGAACGGCGCCGGCUCCGUGCACAGAGGGCCGUUCACCGGAAAGGUGGACGUGACCUUCACCGUGUCGGACGAAAACUUCAUGGAGGUGGUGACGGGCAAACUCAAUCCUCAAAAGGCGUUCUUCUCUGGCAAGCUGAAGGUUAAAGGGAACAUCAUGCUGAGCCAGAAACUGGAGGUCAUCCUGAAAGAUCACGCCAAGCUCUGAGAUCUUCUGCCAAGCACUCAUAUGUUUUGAAGACCUAAACAUCUCUCCAGUUCUCUUCCUGACUGAUGUGUGCAGUGACACACUUUGCCUCUCAAGAGAAAUUCAUAAAAAUCACCCACUGAGAUUAACCCUACUUCUGAAGGAAUUAUUUCUCAUUAAUUAAUUCUAUACUGGAGUUUCAACUCCAUCAGCUACGGGUGUUAGAAACAGACACGGAGCAGCUGGAUGUUCACUCUGGUACUCUGUCCUUGACGAACAUGCAGCUUCACCUGAGGGUUAAAAAUGGUUAGAACUGAUCAAUUUUUAAACCAAUUUCAUGAUCACUGCCUUACAAAAACCGUGAUUCUGUGGCAUUUGGAAUCAUAAGUGUGUAAUUUUAUGUAUCUGCUAGUGAAACUUAAGCUGUGUACUAAUGGAGACUUGAAAAUGAAUGUGCCUCUUGUUAAUAUCUGUAAUUAAAUUUAAUGGUUGUUCUAAUACAAAUUAAAGCCAUUCAGAAUUAUA
Messenger RNA from Cololabis saira (Pacific saury), 2802 nucleotides. RefSeq names its product hydroxysteroid (17-beta) dehydrogenase 4 (gene hsd17b4). Bases 88 to 2298 code for a protein of 736 amino acids. NCBI's taxonomy places the organism in Eukaryota, Metazoa, Chordata, Actinopteri, Beloniformes, Belonidae. The transcript is spliced from 25 exons. Gene Ontology annotation, molecular function: oxidoreductase activity. The record is from RefSeq and is a predicted model, not a curated record.